This is a messenger RNA of Mirounga angustirostris (Northern elephant seal), 8635 nucleotides long. It is a transcript of the gene ZZZ3, whose product is annotated as zinc finger ZZ-type containing 3. Gene Ontology annotation, molecular function: zinc ion binding. NCBI's taxonomy places the organism in Eukaryota, Metazoa, Chordata, Mammalia, Carnivora, Phocidae. The transcript is spliced from 14 exons. The record is from RefSeq and is a predicted model, not a curated record. Bases 612 to 3320 code for a protein of 902 amino acids.
GGGGGAUAGAUGAGAAAUAAAAGGCGGAAAAGACUUUCUGCUAUUUCCCUGUUCUACACAUUCUCCAGUCCGUUAAUGAAGCACUGUCCAAGUUCCGAAAUGCCGAUUUCCCUGUACCGCCAUGUUGGUUCUAGAGGAAACUCGCGAGAUGCUAGUGGGUUCGUAUCGCGAGAUCUCUCGAUUCUCGCGGGACCUUGUUGGCAGAGCAGUUAUCCUGGAUGGCGAAGCCUUGGGUUCCGGGGGCCUGGGACCCGCAACUCUUUCUACAAGAUACCAAGUUGUGCUAGUACAUCCAAUAUAAAUAAUUAAUACCUGAAGUCUCAAUGUAACAUGGACAUUAACAGUGAUGACAGAUAAAUACAGACGCUUGGGAAUCAAAUACUAGGCGAAAAACACUUUUAAAAAGAAAGGAAUUUAGGAGGUUCUAGUAUUCUCCAUGGCUGAAGCUGAGAGUCUGAAACCCUGAUGCUUAAGCUCUAUUCUAGAUCAUAGCUCCAACUCCUUCAGGAUAUAAAGAAAAGAGAUAAUAUUUCCACAAUGAUAGAUCUUUGGUUGUACAGGUUUCCCAAUGAGUGGAUCAUGAUGACCGUAUUGUAGGGACUUGCCAUAGUAUGGCUGCUUCCCGAUCUACUCGUGUUACAAGAUCAACAGUGGGGUUAAACGGCUUGGAUGAAUCUUUUUGUGGUAGAACUUUAAGGAAUCGUAGCAUUGCUCACCCUGAAGAAAUCUCUUCUCAUUCUCAAGUACGAUCAAGAUCACCAAAGAAGAGACCAGAGCCUGUGCAGAUUCAGAAAGGAAAUAAUAAUGGAAGAACUACUGAUUUAAAACAGCAAAGUACUCGAGAAUCAUGGGUAAGCCCUAGGAAAAGAGGACUUUCUUCUUCAGAAAAAGAUACCAUAGAAAGGCAGGCUGUAGAAAAUUGUGAGAGAAGGCAAACAGAACCUGUUUCACCAGUUUUAAAAAGAAUUAAGCGUUGUCUUAGAUCUGAAGCACCAAACAGUUCAGAAGAAGAUUCGCCUAUAAAAUCAGACAAGGAGUCAGUAGAACAGAGGAAUACAGUAGUGGACAAUGAUGCAGAUUUUCAAGGGACUAAACGAGCUUGUCGAUGUCUUAUACUGGAUGAUUGUGAGAAAAGGGAAAUUAAAAAGGUGAAUGUCAGUGAGGAAGGGCCACUUAAUUCUGCAGUAGUUGAAGAAAUCACAGGCUAUUUGGCUGUCAAUGGUGUUGAUGACAGUGAUUCAGCUGUUAUAAACUGUGAUGACUGUCAGCCUGAUGGGAACACUAAACAAAAUAGCACUGGUUCAUAUGUGUUGCAGGAAAAGUCAGUAGCUGAAAAUGGGGAUUCGGAUACCCACACUUCAAUGUUCCUUGAUAGUAGGAAGGAGGACAGUUAUAUAGACCAUAACGUGCCUUGCACAAAUUCAGAAGUGCAGGUCAAGUUGGAGGACCACAAAAUAGUAACUGCCUGCCUGCCUGUGGAACAUGUUAAUCAGCUGACUACUGAGCCAGCUACAGGCCCCUUUUCUGAAAUUCAGUCAUCCUUAAGGGAUUCUGAGGAGGAAGUAGAUGUGGUGGGAGAUAGCAGUGCCUCAAAAGAGCAGUGUAAUGAAAACACCAAUAACGCCCUGGACACAAGUCUUGAGAGUAUGCCAGUCUCUGGAGAACCAGAAUCUUCUGUUCUAGACUGUGUUUCAGCUCAAAUGAUGUCUUUAUCAGAACCUCAAGAACAUCGAUAUACUCUGAGAACUUCACCACGAAGGGCGGCCCCUACCAGAGGUAGUCCCACUAAAAACAGUUCUCCUUGCAGAGAAAAUGGACAAUUUGAGGAGAAUAAUCUUAGUCCCAAUGAAACAAACGCAACUGUUAGUGAUAACAUAAGUGAAUCUCCCACAAAUCCUGAUGAAAUUUCUCAGAAUGAAAAAGGAAUAUUUUGUGACUCUGAAAAUUAUGGGAGUGAAGGACUAAGUAAGCCACCCUCAGAGGCAAGACUUAAUAUUGGACAUUUGCCAUCUGCCAAAGAGAGUGCCAAUCCGCACAAUACAGAAGAAGAAGAUGAUGAUCCUGAUGUUUAUUACUUUGAAUCAGAUCAUGUGGCACUGAAACACAACAAAGAUUAUCAGAGACUGUUACAGACGAUUGCUGUACUCGAAGCUCAACGUUCUCAAGCAGUCCAAGACCUUGAAAGUUUAGGCAAACACCAGAAAGAAGCACUAAAAAAUCCCAUUGGAUUUGUGGAGAAACUCCAGAAGAAGGCUGAUAUAGGGCUUCCAUAUCCACAGAGAGUUGUUCAGUUGCCCGAGAUUGUAUGGGACCAAUAUACCAAUAGCCUUGGGAACUUUGAAAGAGAAUUUAAAAAUCGUAAAAGACAUACUAGGAGAGUUAAGCUUGUUUUCGAUAAAGUAGGUUUACCUGCUAGACCAAAAAGUCCUUUAGAUCCUAAGAAGGAUGGAGAGUCCCUUUCAUAUUCUAUGUUGCCUUUGAGUGAUGGUCCUGAAGGCUCAAACAGUCGUCCUCAGAUGAUAAGAGGACGCCUUUGUGAUGAUACCAAACCUGAAACAUUUAACCAACUGUGGACUGUUGAAGAACAGAAAAAGCUUGAACAGCUACUCCUGAAAUACCCUCCUGAAGAAGUAGAAUCUCGACGCUGGCAGAAGAUAGCAGAUGAACUGGGCAAUAGGACAGCCAAACAGGUUGCCAGCCGAGUGCAGAAAUAUUUCAUAAAACUAACUAAAGCUGGCAUUCCAGUCCCAGGCAGAACACCAAACUUAUAUAUAUACUCCAAAAAGUCUUCAACAAGCAGACGACAGCACCCCCUUAAUAAGCAUCUCUUUAAACCUUCCACUUUCAUGACUUCCCAUGAACCACCAGUAUAUAUGGAUGAAGAUGAUGACCGAUCCUGUUUUCAUAGCCACAUGAACACUGCUAUUGAAGAAGCAUCAGAUGAAGAAAGUAUUCCUAUCAUGUAUAGGAAUUUACCUGAAUAUAAGGAACUAUUACAGUUUAAAAAGUUAAAGAAGCAGAAACUCCAGCAGAUGCAAGCUGAAAGUGGAUUUGUACAACAUGUGGGCUUCAAGUGUGAUAACUGUGGCAUAGAACCUAUCCAGGGUGUUCGGUGGCACUGCCAGGAUUGUCCUCCAGAAAUGUCAUUGGAUUUCUGUGAUUCUUGUUCAGACUGCCUACAUGAAACAGAUAUUCACAAGGAAGAUCACCAGUUAGAACCUGUUUAUAGGUCAGAGACAUUCUUAGACAGAGACUACUGUGUGUCACAGGGCACCAGUUAUAAUUACCUUGACCCAAACUACUUUCCAGCAAACAGAUGACAUGGAAGAGAACAUCAUAUACUAGUCCUCUUCAACACAUAGCAAUGGUAUCAUUGUGAAUUAUGUGCACAGUUUGGAAAGAUUCUCUGCUUUCCCUGAAAUGACACUCACAGCAUGACAGCUUCCUGAGUGUUCUCGUCAAGUCCAGCUCUGCACCGUUGUGGCUCUAGAUCAGUGUUCAGCAGCUGAACAUUCCUGGUGAGCAAAGGGUUUCCCUGGUGAAUUUCUCACCACCACCCUAAAGCCUUUUAGGUGGUGAUCUUAAAUGGGUGAGAUGGAAACGAGAGCACACGUUGAAGAGAGUAAAUUCCAAAGGUUUCAAAGAACUCGGUCAUAAAUAGGAUAAUGAGAAGACAAAGUAUUUAUCUUAAAACAGUUUAGUAGCUUUCAGUUUUGUGAAAAUAGUUUUCGGCACAGAAGCUGACUUCUUAGACAAAGUUUUAACCAAUGAUGGUAUUUGCUUCUAGGAUACACACUUAAAAAGAACUCACUGUCCCAGUGGUGGCCACUGAUGGCCUUUAGUAAAUCGGAGCUGCUUAACCAUAUUGAUGUCUAAUUUCUUUUAACCACAAUGAACUGUCCUUCUUACCAACAGCGAAGCACUACAGGAGGCCGCUGUGGCAUUGCUUCCUUGACCAGCUCAUGGUGUGUGAAUGUUAUACAAUUGUCACUCAGAUAUAUUUUUUAAAUGUAAUGUUAUAUAAGAUGAUCAUGUGAUGUGUACAAACUAUGGUGAAAAGUGCCAGUGGUAGUAACUGUGUAAAGUCUCUAAUUCACAACAUUAAUUCCUUUAAAAUACACAGCCUUCUGCCUCUGUAUUUGGAGUUGUCAGUGCAACUCAUCAAAGAAAACUGCCUAAUAUAAAAAUCAUAUAUAUGGUAAUAAUUUCCCUCUUUUGUAGUCUGCACAAGAUCCAUAAAAGAUUGUAUUUUUAUUACUAUUUAAACAAGUGAUUAAAUUUAGUCUGCGCAGUGAGCAAGAGUUCACAUGCAUUCUUUUAUACUGCUGGAUUUUGUUGUGCAUCAUUUAAAACAUUUUGUAUGUUUCUUCUUAUCUGUGUAUACAGUAUGUUCUUGAAUAAUGUUCAUUUGUCAGGAGAACUGUGAGAAAUAAACUAUGUGGAUACUGUCUGUUUAUAUUAUAGAAUGCUUGUUGUGAGUUCCUUUUGGUUAGAUUUUGGAGUUUUUUUUUACUAGUGUUAAAACAAAAAAGAAAUUCUUUUUAAGGGGUUGCUUUACCUUUUUGUCCUUUAAAAAAAGAGUAAGGACUAUAGUAUUAUGGAAAUGGGUUGAAUGUGAGAAGCUCUGGAAAGGUGGUUAUGUUUUCGCUCAGUGUGUGCUGAGACACUAAAUUAAACUGGGUUACAAAAAGAACACACACCAUGGUUAAAGAAGAAUGCUAUUAUUAAUGCCCAGAUGUGAAAACUAUACUUAGGCUGAAAAAUUUUAUUCUUUUGGAUCAAAGUAAGCCCCCCCUCAUGUGUUUAAACAGAUGGUUUUUGAAGAUCACUGUAUGCACUGACAAUUAUUAUUGACUAUUGGAAGAGAUGAAUAAAUAUUCUAAGAUUAAAUAUUAAUACUUACUUUAGUUUUAGAGUUUUUUCCAAUUUUAAAUCAAGGGGACAUUAUUUACUAGUCCUUCAAUAUUUGUUGUGAGGUACUAAAAUCAUACCUUGAAUUUUUUUAACUGAAAAAAGUAAUAUAAUAUUUUAAAUAUAGAAAUAUGAGGGUUUGAAAAUAAUAUAUUGAUUAAAGAUUACUGAUGAUGCUGAUAAAAUAUAUUGCAUCAGAACAGGAAGUGGACUUAACCUCUCACCCUGGAAUUAUUAGUUGGGAGAAGAGGGAAUUGUUAACAUGGGGGCAUUCUGAUAUUAAAUGUUAAGUGAAUAUGCCAGGAGUUCUGCCUUCAAUUUGUAGCAAGACUGCAGCACUUGAUGGAAACUUGUGUUUUAUAGAAAUAAUACCAAUUGGUUUUGGAGAGCCAUUCAGGUCCAUUCAAAAAGUCCCAUAAAGUAUAAAGUAUGUUUUGGAAGAGGGCUGUGUAUGAUACAGUUCUCAUCUAAACAAUACACAAAAUCUACUUAAAUGUAUUUUUCAAGGGCAGAGAUUUUGAAAAUUUUGAGUAGCAAAGAGCAUUACUUUCCGCUUGAGUAAAGAUCUGUUUAUUUUGCAUUUUCAGCUCCAAGCAUAUAGUCCUCCUGGCUUUUAAAUGCUCUAGAGGGCAUAGUAGUAGUAAUGUGUUGUUGUCAUUUUAAUUGGCGGACUGGAAGAAUGGGCAAGGCUGUCUUUUGCAAGUAGUCCUUUCAUCUCCUAUAAGGAAGUAUGGCCUUUAACAGACAACAUAGACUGAGUUGUUAAAAGCAUUGUAUAUUAAGUGGUAUUUAGUAGGUCAGAUGUAUUUCCUGAGAUAUGUUCAAGUUAUUUGCUAAGAACUGAAGGAACUUUGAAUGACACCUAAAACCACUGCUCUAAGGUUUAGGCAGAAGAGGUUUUGAUUGGUGUGGUGUGCACUAAUAAUAAUAGCAAAUACUAAUGAAGUGCUUACUAUGUGCCAAGCAAGAUAAUGAUAGCAGAUUUAAUUCUCACCACCUUAGGAGAAAGGUGUGUUGAUUAUCCUGUUUUCAUAUGAGGAGAUCUAGCCAGAGAGGUUAAAUAACUUGCUCGGGGUCAUAUAGUUAGUAAAGUUUAACCUAAACAGAUUGCUCCAGAGUCACUACCCAAUUUCUGGAGCAAGAAUAUUCCCUUUGUGUCAGGCGUCACUAAGGUAUUGCAGGUGGAAGUGCGCAGGGGUUGCUUUUCAGUCUUUUUUUCUGGUGUGGUGUGGCUCCUAGAGUUACAAACCUUAGCACAGAAUAGAGAAGCAGAUCUGUGGAUGGGGGAAAAGCACUGAAAUCGUCGGCCAUGGUGAAUUAGAAAACCACACAUACAUAGAAUUUACAUAUUCUGAUUUGACAGCAAACAUGUGAUCAUGAGGCUUUAGGCAAAGUCUCCUGUCUGAGACGAUUUGUUUCCAUGCAUGUUUGGUGCCUCUCACUUAACCUAAUAGUAUGCCUUAUCCAGUUCCCCUUUUGUUUAAAUUACAUUACAGAACAAUUAUAUACUGAGAUAUGAAGAACUUUUUUUUUUUUAAGAAAAUAGUAUAUCACAGGUGGUAAGGAUAAAUACUGUUUUGUGAAAUUCCUUUUUUAGUUGUAACUGUGGCAUGCUGUGUAAACUGUGUUUUUUUAAUGUGGGUAACAGAGUUUGAAAGCCGUUGCUCUAGGUGUACUGGAAGUCUCCAAAUAACAGGUAGUUUUUUUCCCCACAAAGAUUAUGGAGGCAUUGUCAUUUUUAGGUUAUUAAGGGUCUUUAUUUCUUAACUUUAUGAAAUACGCUUCUGUUGAUAUGAUCCCCCCCAUGACUUUUUUUUUUUUUUUAAACUUCUCAUGUAGCCGAUUAAAUGGGUUUUUGAGAGUGGUAUCACAUUUAGCUCCAUGAGGACAGAGACCAUCCAUGUCUGUCUGUAUCCCUAUGGCCUGCCUAGCUCUUGUAGAUUUUCAGUAAAUAUUUAUUGGUAGUAUGAUCGGUGUUUCCAUGAGUUACAUUUUUUCUCCAGGAAGGUAGGAGAGAGAGACCACUUAUGUCUGAGUGUGUCUGUGAGUGCCCAUGUGGGGCCCUUAGAGGGCCUGCCUCAGAGGAUCUUUCCAGGGCUCUGAGAGGACUGAAGAAUUGCAUCCUAUCUCUUCUGGAGGAUGUGGUUCAACCUUGGGCGACUGAGAUUAUACUUCUCUCUGGAUCCCCAGCUAGGCCAUAUAUCUUGAUUCUCUGCCAUGUUUUUAGAGUGAAAGGACACUAGAGUGGAUAUUCUGGGUCCCAGUCCCAAUUGUGAGGCGCACUCAAUAAAUGUUGACUAAAAACCACCUUUUAUUGAACAGUAGGAACUAGUAAAUGAUAUAGAGGUAUAAUUAACUUGUUUAAUCCUCACAACUCCUCUAUGAGGGUGCUUAUUAUUAUGAUCUCUAUAGGGAAGUAACAAAGGUUCAGAGGAUUUAAAUGUUAGCUCUCAAAAAUUGCUAUGCUUUGCCCUUAUAGAGCUUAUAGUCUAAUGCAGCAGAAUAGCAGUAAACAAGUACAUGUGAAAUACUACGUAAAGUUAAGCAGAGAUAAAUGCUGUGAAGAAAAAUAACAGUUAAAGAAAAAUGAUGGAAGAAUGGAGACCUGUCUGUCAUUUUUAGAUGGAAUAAUCAAAGAAUGUCUUGAUGACGAGUGUAAAUUUGAACAGAGACCUGGACGGAGUGAAGGAAUUAGCUUAUGGAUAACCUGGUGGAAGAGGCAGAAGGAUAGCAACAAGGGUCCUGAUGGAGCAAAGAGCUUGGCUUGUUUAGGCAACAUUAAGAGGGCCAGGUAGCUUGAGCCAAAUGAGCAAGAGGAGAGUAUAGUUGAUGGGGUGAUACAAAGUUACAGGGCCAGAGCGGGUGAGGCCUUGAAUGUGGACCACUGUAAAGGAGUUUGGAUCGUGUUCUGAUGUCUUAUUUCCAUACACACAAGGUCUUUUGCUAGGCAAACACCUCUGAGAUCCUUUCCUGCUUUAAAAUCCUGUGACUUUAAAGUAGUGAUGUUAUUUCAAGCCAUCCACAUCAGUAACAUGUUUUAGCAAUCUACUGCAUCUCUAGAUACUCUUCAGGGGCAAAGCCAUUUACCCCUGCUGGUUGGUUGGUUGGUUUUUUUUUUUCAAGUGGGCAGCCAGCUACAGCCAUAAAAGCCAUGGCUGGCCCUGUCUGCUGCCCUGCCAUCUCAUUUCCCUUCCUGAAGCUGUCAGAGCUGUGGUAGGCAUGGACUGUGUUUGCCAGUAUGUGGUAUGUGUUUAAAGAAUGUUAAUCCCUACAAAGAGUCAUUUUGUGUUUUUGGCAUAAGUGAUAAUUUUCAUCCUCUAACUCUCUCAUUUGCUGAAAUGCUCCUUGUGCCCCCUUAUAGAGAGUGUGACAGCUGGGCUAGUAAUGAAGCAUUUGACAACUGUGUGAGUUGUAGGAACAUGCCCCUUUUUGUAAUAGAGGCAUAAUUGUAACCAAAGAAGCUUAAUUUUUUCUUUAGCAAACACGGACAUUUCUGUUUAAGAAUGACUGCUAGAGCAAAAGGAAAUACAAAAAUUACCAUGUAUCAUGAGUACACUGAGAAUUCUCUCUGUAAUAGCUCAAAACUGAUCUAUGGCCAAAAUUAAAACCAUAUGAGCAUAUCCUAAAUUUCAACUAUUACUGUCUUUGCUUCUAAUUCUGUUUGGAAUAAGGCUUCAAGUGCUUUCCAGAAUGAUGUGAGUUACAAAUAAAUAGAAAAAGAGUU